Messenger RNA from Kockovaella imperatae, 1800 nucleotides. Its product is annotated as D-aminoacylase protein. The transcript has 8 exons. The coding region runs from base 1 to 1800 and encodes 599 amino acids. NCBI's taxonomy places the organism in Eukaryota, Fungi, Basidiomycota, Tremellomycetes, Tremellales, Cuniculitremaceae. The record is from RefSeq and is a predicted model, not a curated record. Gene Ontology annotation, molecular function: hydrolase activity, acting on carbon-nitrogen (but not peptide) bonds, in linear amides.
AUGUCCUCGCCACACAGUGCACCUCCUGACCUUCUGUUCCUCUCGCCGACUGUCAUCUCUGGAGAAGAAGAUGCAGAACCAUACACUGCCGACGUUUUGCUCUCUGACGGUCUGAUCAAAGCUAUCGGCACACUGGAUGGUUCGACACCCCAGAACAUUCAGCGUAUAGACGGAAGAGGAUGUAUACUGUGUCCUGGGUUCGUCGACCUCCACGCUCAUUCAGAUCUGUAUCUUUUGACAGAGCCUGCACACGAGGCAAAGAUCUCACAGGGAUGUACGACCGAAGUCGUUGGCCAGGAUGGGCUAUCCUACGUCCCUGUCCGAAACGCCAAACAGUCCCGUGCGAUCCGAGAUCAGAUAGCGGGCUGGAAUGGGAACCCGACAGAUGAGGAGUGUUCAACGGGUGGAAGAUUGGAAGGAGUGGGCAUGUUCGAAUGGGGAGGCGUGAAGGACUACUUGGAUUGUUUAGAGAAGAAUAGAACAGCAACCAACGUGGCGUUCCUGGUACCUCAGGGGAAUCUUCGAUUACUAGCUUGUGGACCUUAUGAUACCGUUGCUUCAACCUCUGAGAUCCAAGAUCAAGUGGACCUUCUACGUGUCGCCAUGAGCGAAGGAGCGGUCGGCAUGUCAAGUGGCCUGACAUACACGCCUGGAAUGUACGCCUCCAAUUCUGAGCUGGCUGUACUAUGCAAAGUGCUGGGAGAGGAAUACCCUGGAGCAUUUUAUGCGCCACAUCACCGAUCAUACGGCAAGCGAGCGAUCGAAUCGUACGGAGAAAUGCUUGAUCUGGCGAAAGAGACGGGAUGUCCAGUCCACUUGACUCAUGCCACACUCAACUUCUCCGAGAACAAGGGUCGAGCGCCAGAGCUCGUCAGGAUGAUUGAUGAGACUCGAUCCUCAGGAGCGGAUAUAAGUCUCGAUACUUACCCUUACCUUCCUGGAUGUACCACGCUCGCGUCUCUUCUCCCAUCGUGGGCUAGCUCUGGUGGUCCCAGCGAUACACUGGCUCGAUUAGGCGACCCCGAGAUAAGGUCAAAGAUUCAACACGCCGUCGAGGUCAAGGGUUGUGAUGGCGGACACGGAAUCCCGACAAACUGGGACGAGAUACAAAUCGGCAGCACUUCCCAUCCCGACCUUGCGAGCUACUCUGGGAGGCUGCUUGGACCUCUAGCUAAGGAGCUCGAGGCCCAACCAAUCGACCUCUUCUUUGACAUCUUAGUCAAGGAUCGACUGGCGACUUCCGUCAUCAUGCACAUUGGGAACGAGGAGAAUGUCAGAGUCAUGAUGCAGCAUGAGACGCAUUGUUCAGGAAGUGAUGCCAUACUGCACGGGAAGAGUCUACAUCCGAGAGCAUACGGGACGUUUCCAAGGUUCAUCGCCCAUUAUGCCCGGGAUCUCGGACUGAUCCCCGUACCCGACAUGAUCUCCCAUUUGACCUCUCGACCCGCGAAGCGCCUAGGCAUCUAUCCCCAUCGUGGAUGUAUCGCCAAGGGCUCAGCGGCCGAUAUCGUCCUCUUUGAUCCCAAGACCAUCCAAGACAUGUCGACUUACGAAGCACCCAAGACGGUCGCGCAAGGGAUCCGCUGGGUCAUCGUCAACGGUCACGUGGCGAUGGAAGAGGGUGCAUUGACAGGGCGGCGAGGAGGAAAGACCAUCAGGCGACGGGCCGAUGGUUCUGUCGGAACGGCCUUGGAGGUGAAGAUGAGUCAUGCCUCCUCGGUAAAUGGAGACAGCGAUGUGGCGCCACGUUCAAAGGAACCCCUGGUCAACGGCAACCAACACCUAAGCAUCACGGCGUAG